Molecule: messenger RNA, 1281 nt
Organism: Branchiostoma belcheri (Belcher's lancelet)
Lineage: Eukaryota; Metazoa; Chordata; Leptocardii; Amphioxiformes; Branchiostomatidae
Product: probable E3 ubiquitin-protein ligase RNF144A-A
Exons: 11
Coding region: 245-1144 (299 amino acids)
Biological process (GO): ubiquitin-dependent protein catabolic process; positive regulation of proteasomal ubiquitin-dependent protein catabolic process; protein polyubiquitination
Cellular component (GO): cytoplasm; ubiquitin ligase complex
Molecular function (GO): ubiquitin protein ligase activity; zinc ion binding; ubiquitin conjugating enzyme binding
Source: RefSeq, a predicted model, not a curated record
UUUGCGAGAGGAGUUCACUUCCGGUUCUUGGUCACUUCCGCCGUGGAAUGUUUGGAAGAAGAGACCGAAAAACUUGCGAGUGGUAACGACAUUUAUUUGACGAUACUUGGGCGUUCUUGUGCAAUUGGAGUCUCCAGGGAGGAUGGAGACUGAAGGAGACUAGAACCGUGAUGCAGUCACCUGUUUCAGCAUGUGUGAUAUUGCUGAUAACUUAGAAAAAAUUGAAUCCUAGAGAACUGUGACCAUGGCUGUGAGUAACAGGGAGGGGGACCUGUCCAUUGACCCUGCAGUCAGCUGUAAACUGUGUCUCACAGAACAGACACUGUCGGACAUGUUUGAGCUCAAACAAUGUGGAUGUUCCUUCUGCACUGCAUGUAUGAAGCAGUACAUCCAGGUGAUGGUUAGAGAGGGCACUGUUCUUGCCCUGACCUGUCCAGAUGCCUCUUGUCCUAAACAGGGUACACUGGAAGCCUUUGAGGUGCAGAAACUUGUGGACCAAAAGCUGUAUGAUAGGUAUUGUAAGCUGAAGUUUGAACAAGAAGUUGAUCUGGACCCGAGGAGAACAUGGUGUCCUCAGGCGGGAUGUGAGACCAUCUGCCAUGUGUGCUCCAGAGACCCCUACCAGGCCUCUCCUGUCAAAUGUCCAAAGUGUGGCCUGAAUUUCUGCUCAAGGUGUAAAUUGAAGUGGCACACAGACCUGUCCUGUGAUGAGUUUGUCAAAAGUGGAGCUGGCUCUUCACUGGAUUUGGGAAUCCCGUUCCAAGCUGAUGAAGAUGCCAUAGUGAAGAGGUGUCCCCAUUGUCACCUGCCAAUAGAGAGGGACGAGGGAUGUGCACAGAUGAUGUGUAAGAGAUGCCGACAUGUCUUCUGUUGGUACUGCCUUGCAUCUUUGGACGAUGACUUUCUGCUGAGGCAUUAUGACAAGGGUCCAUGCCGCAAAAAACUAGGACAUUCCAGGGCAUCCGUUAUUUGGUACAGGACACAGGUUGUCGGCCUGUUUGCUGGUUUUGGUAUCUUACUCCUCGUGGCCUCCCCAUUCCUCCUGCUGGCAGCACCCUGUCUGCUCUGUGGCAAGUGUGUGACCAGCAAGGCUUGUAAGUCAUGCUGCAGCGACGAAGUUCCAGACAACAACGUCGAACUCUGACAAACUUUGGCACGGGAAGAUGCUGCUACAUCCGUCAUGCAAAUCUCUGCACAUGAUCCUCAGCGGUGCAAUCAUUGUCGGGUCAAACUGACUGAAAUGUAUUCUUUGGUGUUUGGGGGAGAACAUUUAUCUUGCAA